This is a messenger RNA of Aspergillus pseudotamarii, 1056 nucleotides long. Its product is annotated as mandelate racemase/muconate lactonizing enzyme family protein. The coding region runs from base 1 to 1056 and encodes 351 amino acids. The transcript has 2 exons. Lineage: Eukaryota; Fungi; Ascomycota; Eurotiomycetes; Eurotiales; Aspergillaceae. The record is from RefSeq and is a predicted model, not a curated record.
AUGCGUAUUACCGAGCUUACCAUCUUUACCUACAAGGCCAAUUAUAACUAUGGCACCUAUGCUAUGUCAGGAGGACGAGUGAAUGAUGGCGAGCCGUCUCUCGUGAUUCGUAUCCGUACCGACAGCGGCAUCGAAGGCUGGGCUGAAAAUGCCCCGUUAGGUAGUGACUAUCUACCAAGUUCGUUCACCGGCGAGCUCGCUGCUCUGAAGGAGCUUGGGCCGGGGAUUUUGGGCCUUGACCCUCGGUCACCGGCAGCUAUAAGUGCAAUGCUUUAUCGCGCGAUGAUGUCAGGCAUUGCUGCGAAAUCGAUUAUAGAUAUGGCCUGUUGGGAUAUCCUGGGAAAGUCAGUGGGGCUACCAACUCACGUUCUGCUUGGUGGCUGCCUUACCAAAGAGCCGUCAGCCUUUUGUGUGGUAGUCAUGCAAUUGACAGUCGGAGAUGAUCCUCUGGAGGAUGCCCGGUGGAUGCCUGCGAUUCUUGAAGCACUGCCCGAACAUAUCAAGCUCUUCCCAGAUGCAAACGCGGGAUGGACCCUUGAACAGGCCUUGACAUACUGCCGAGCACUGGGGCAACAUGACCUACGCCUUAUGCCUUUGGAACAACCAUGCCGAACCCUAGCGGAUUCUGCCGAGGUCGGUCGGCGAACUGGAGUGCCAAUUAUUCUCGACGAGUGCAUUUUCACCAUGGCCGAUCUAGCAGCGGCCCACGCGGCGGGUAUCACGGGAGUCAACAUUAAAAUUUCGCGCGUCGGCGGGUUUACGAAGGCCCGAGUCAUGCGUGAUGCCGCGGUUGCUCUUGACAUGAUGGUUACUAUUGACGAUAGUUGGGGAUGCGCGCUUACGACUGCGGAGAAUCUUCAAAUGGCCGCGUCCACUGGACCUGAUAGACUCCGUGCUGUUGACUGCUAUGCAGAGUGGACAAACCCAAUGAUUGCAGAUGCCCCUCGAAUGCAAAAGUCUAACGGUGGCGUUGUCCCUCUAGACACCCCUGGGAAUGGGUUUGGGAGUGUGGAUCUCAGCUUCUUAGGGGAGCCCAUAUUCAAAAUUGCAGCAUAG